Molecule: messenger RNA, 856 nt
Organism: Priapulus caudatus
Lineage: Eukaryota; Metazoa; Priapulida; Priapulimorpha; Priapulimorphida; Priapulidae
Product: PQ-loop repeat-containing protein 1-like
Exons: 4
Coding region: 121-456 (111 amino acids)
Biological process (GO): retrograde transport, endosome to Golgi; phospholipid translocation
Cellular component (GO): endosome; trans-Golgi network
Source: RefSeq, a predicted model, not a curated record
GAUAGAGACAAUGACAGAACAACAAUUCAGGGUACACAUACUAUCACAGAACGCCACUUUCGUGAUUUCGACCGGCAGUACUUCUGGAAGUGGACGUACUUCUCUAGCUAUGUUGAGUUCAUGGCGGCUUUCUUCGUCGUCGGCUUCUGCCUCACGUUCCUGCUGCUGGAGUCGGACAUCUACAUUGAGGUGGUCGGCUUUCUCGCCGUCUUCACCGAGGCCAUGCUCGGCACACCACAGUUCUACCGCAACUUUCAGAAUCGAUCUACGAUGGGGAUGAGUGUGAAGAUGGUGGGCUGUUGGAUGAUGGGUGACACCUUUAAGACAGGGUACUUUAUCCUGAGGGAAGCGCCCGUCCAGUUUUGGGUGUGUGGACUGAUGCAGGUGAGCAUAGACCUUGCCAUCUUGUUCCAAGUGUGGCUUUACAAGGGGAACGUGCCACAUCGACAGCUAUAGUUGCAGUCCUGGUCUGUACUGGUCACAUCACAACACCAUACUGUGAUGUUGGGAAUGACUGCAACUAGACUUGUCAGGUGAUCUUACAAAUACCAGACAACUACCCAUAUAUGUAUAUAUAAUAGACAUGUUCUGUAUCACCCCAUCUAUUCCCUCGGAUGGAUAUAAAAUCCUCCUUAACCCCCACGUCUGGCAAACCUAGGUGCAACUGUAAUGCCAAAUAGUUGUGUUCUCAUUCCUGUGCCAACAUUUGGCAAUAUUGCUCAGUUAAGUCAUUAUAAUUGGUUAAUUACUUCCAAAAAUCCAGUAAAUUCCUUCCUCUGCUCAUUAAUUUACAACUAUUUAGCUCGAUACUGCAUAAUAAUAUUGUUAGAAAAUGUAAAUAAAUAUGUAAAAAUUA